AUGAUCAGAGCCACCUCCCGCGUCAGUCCCAGCGCCCACGCCCCCAACAACGGGCAUUCGUCUGCCCGGUCCCGGGUAUUUGUGUCUCCCCACCAACCCCCAAGGUCUAGAGUGGACAAAUACGGGGUGGAUAAAGGGCAGGAGGCUGCGGCAGGGUGGCGCGAGGCCUGUGCGGGCAGCUCCGCAGGCUCGGAGGCGAGGCCUCGCCUGGUGAGCUCCGGAACUACGAGGGGUGGGAGGAACGAUGCCACAGAACUGAAGGCCACGACGUUCGCGUUCACCGAGCUGGCCGCAGACGGGAGCCGUUUCCGCCCCGACCACGGUCGCCUCUGGCCCGUGCAGAGCUACUUCCGGGCCGCUCUGGAGGGCGCGGAGGCCUAUCUCUGUGAUCCCAGAGGGCACUGCUCAGGGCCGAGCCCCGCCCUGCCCCGCGCGGCGGGAGUGGCUGGAGCUGGAGGACGGAUCUGUGCUUGGCCGGAGGGUGUCCGUCGGCGUCACUCACCGUCCUCAGCCCGCCCCUGCGUCCACUACGCGCUGCCUGAGAGGGGCCCGCACGGAGGCACGGGGAAUGCACCUAGAGCUGCAUUCCAUGUAUUCCUUGGCUUUUGGUCCUUUCCUCCAUCAUUGAAUAACAGGAUCUGUAAGCAUGAUGGACUUUGUUUUCCUGAGCUUGUCCUGUGUCUCUUCUUCUGGCCACACCUGACUGAGCAGCACAUAAAAGCCGCAGAACACCAGGAGAGCUGCUGCUUGGGGAAAUUCUGCGGCAAGUGUCCUGGGGGACUAGGGGCAGGGCAAGCACUGCUCUCCCUCUCCUGGAGGCUGGGGAGAGCAUCAAGGAGAUUACCAGGUAGGAGGACCAUGGGCAGGGCCUGCCUCAUCAGGAUGCUUUUCCCAGAACAGAGGGUAAAAAUGUAAGCCCCUGGUGGGUGAGUCCUGGAUUAACCAAGACCUGGGCCUUUUGGAGGCUGCGGAAGACAGAGAACACUGUGAGGUGAGUUUCUCCUGGGUGGAUUCCCCAGGGGCCUCUGAGGCUGGUUUCAGGCCCUGCCCUUUGGCUGCCCCACUGGAAGCUCUGAGCAUCCACCCUUCAGAGGCGCUUUCCCUGGUCUGACCUUGGCAAGGGCAAAUAAGAAGGUACUCCAUGGGGGGUCACCAAUGUCUGGGGCGUAAACAGUGCCCAUCUGCACAGUAGCAUGAGGGCCACAGAGUGUGGUAAAUGUCAAGUGACCAGCCCAGGCGGUCCCCAGUGUGGCUGCAGGGGCCACCUAGGAUUCUUCUGUUUGGGGGUCCCAGGCCACACUUGGGGAACCCUAUUGGAAGCAACAAGGCCUAGGCCCUGAGGGCCCAGGGCUCUAGCUGAGCCACGUUCAAGCAUCCUCCCAGCCCUCCCAGCUGGUGUGAGGAGGAAACCGCAUGCCAAAGGGCAAGGUGCUCUGCACAGAUCUGUCCCUAGUCGGCCUGCUCCAGUCCGCCUGUGGAGUGGGAGCCUUGGGUCUGUCUGGAACCAGCGUGGAUGAAAUGCAGGGAGAAAUUGGAAUCAUAGCCAUGGACAGCCACUUACAUAGCUGGGAAAAAGCAUGCUGUGCUAGAUCCCGGUGGACUCACCUCUGCGGUGCUGGGGACUUUGUACUGACACCUCAGGCACCCACUUCCACUCACAUCGCGGAGGCUUGGGGAGAUUCAGUUCGGUCUGGAGUCCGGCAGGGGACGACAAUACGGCGACCCCGACCGUCAGUCAGACCAGGGCAAGCUUGCCAGGGCAUCGCACUUCACCAAAGGGAACCCUUUCUGCCGCGACUACGGAGCCGCCAGGGCCGGGAUGGGCACAAGCCUGCUCUGAGGUCUCACCUCUGGAGGGUUACGAGCUGUGCCAGGCCGGCUACGGUAGAGCAUGUGCAAACACCCCGAGGUCGGUAGAGCGAGUGCAAACACCCCGAGGUCCCAAGGCUCCUGAAGCCGCCUAAGGGGCAUGAGAGGCCCUAGGUUCGAAUCCUGCCUUCACCGUCUUAUGGUUGUGCCUCUGGAGAGUCACUUUUCCCCGUUUCCUCGCAUACCAGAGAGCCAAGUAACAGGCACCGCAGCUCUGUGUGGACAGAGAUCGUGGACACAGUGUCUGGGUCAGAUCUGCGGCCACUCGAGAUUAUUACUGCUUAUGCUGCAACCGGAUGCUGUGUGCCCUGUUAGAAAAGGUCAAAUAAAACUCGAGUUAGUGGAAGCCUGUGGA
Molecule: messenger RNA, 2224 nt
Organism: Chlorocebus sabaeus (green monkey)
Lineage: Eukaryota; Metazoa; Chordata; Mammalia; Primates; Cercopithecidae
Source: RefSeq, a predicted model, not a curated record